AUGGCGGCGCAGGAGCGGCGGCGGCGACACUGGAGAGGAGUCACGUGGGCCGGCCGCGGCUUAUAUACCCUGACGAAGCCCCGCCCACGCCCGCGCUCGCGAGAGCGGAUUCGCCCUUUCCCAGCAGCCCCCGCGCGCGCGGCGGACGUCGGCGACGUCCUUGAGCGCGCGCGGCGCGGGGCAAGAUGGCGUCCGCCACUCGCAUCAUCCAGCGGCUGCGGAACUGGGCUUCCGGGCGAGACCUGCAGGGGAAGCUGCAGCUGCGGUACCAGGAGAUCGCCAAGCGCCACCUGCCCGCCCAGCAGCUUCCAGUGCCGGCCCAGCGGGGUCUGCGUGCACCUGGACUGGCGCUGCGACUCGGACCCCGACUGCCCGGAUGGCAGCGAUGAGGAGGCCUGCACCGUGCAGCCCGCCCCCGCCGCCAGCCCCUGCCCCUGCGCGGACCUGCGCGACUGCCAGGCCGCGGGCCACCUCCACCGAGGCCUCUACAACUGCAGCCGCCAGCCCUGCCCGGCCGGGGAGCUGCGCUGCCCGCGGGACGGGACCUGCAUCCCGCUCACCUGGCUCUGCGACGGCCACCGCGACUGCACCGACGGCGACGACGAGCUCGACUGCGGAACUGAACCUCUCCGGGAAGGGGAUGCCCCGUCUAUGGCGACAGUGGCUGCCAUCCUGGCGAACGUCACCUCUUUGGGGAACUUCACAGCCACCUCCGCUGGGGGGGACCAGGGCUUCCUCCAGCCUGGGAGCCACAGAGCCGUCUGGGGCAUAGCUGCUGGCGGGGUCCUUCUCGUGGGACUGGCGACCACGUCCCUGGCACUGCUGUACCUCCGGUCCCGCAAGCCUCGGGUGGACCUGAAGGACUGCCUGGUGUUCUUGGAGCGGAAGACCUCGCCGCUCUGACCUGAACUGACUACCCCAGGCACAGCAAGAGGCCACCCACGGACGCCUGCAGGUCCCCGGGGGAAAGAGGACAGACAGGGCACCUGGUCUCUCCCGGAACCAAAGAUCUAGCCCCAGGACCCGCCAUGGCUGGAUGGCUCAUAGACACUCCAGUCAAAAUUCAGAGGGGGGACUCCUCUGCCCACCUGGAGCAUAUGACCCAGGUUCAAGCACGGCCCCCACCACACUGCAGGAAGCUUUGGUGCUAUGACCUCUGCCUUUAAAAUAAAAUAAAGUACUUGCUAUUCUG
Messenger RNA from Erinaceus europaeus (western European hedgehog), 1192 nucleotides. It is a transcript of the gene CD320, whose product is annotated as CD320 molecule. Lineage: Eukaryota; Metazoa; Chordata; Mammalia; Eulipotyphla; Erinaceidae. The transcript has 6 exons. Gene Ontology annotation, cellular component: plasma membrane. Gene Ontology annotation, molecular function: protein binding. Bases 1 to 903 code for a protein of 300 amino acids. The record is from RefSeq and is a predicted model, not a curated record. Gene Ontology annotation, biological process: cholesterol homeostasis; receptor-mediated endocytosis involved in cholesterol transport.